Molecule: messenger RNA, 1062 nt
Organism: Menidia menidia (Atlantic silverside)
Lineage: Eukaryota; Metazoa; Chordata; Actinopteri; Atheriniformes; Atherinopsidae
Source: the annotation of a GenBank genome assembly
AUGAUGAACAAACCCUUUGGAAAAAGCGACGAUAUGAGUGAGCUGGUGGAUUCCCUGGGCUGGCUGGAUGAGGAUGGCAGUUCACAGGACGGAGAUGAAAGCCCAGACAAUCACAGCUUGAUUGGCGGGGGUCGGAUCCGCUCCUGCACAGAACUGGGCAGCGAGGAUAUGGAGGAAGAGGAAGAAGAGGAGGACGACGAGCAGGAGGUUGGACCGAACGGAGAAAAGGGUCCCAAAAGGAGAGGCCCCAAGAGGAAGAAGAUGACCAAAGCCAGACAGGAGAGGUUUCGCGUCCGGCGGAUCAAGGCCAAUGCCAGAGAACGCUCCCGUAUGCACGGGCUAAACGACGCUCUGGAUAAUCUCCGCAGAGUGAUGCCCUGCUACUCCAAAACGCAGAAGCUGUCAAAGAUUGAGACUCUGAGACUCGCCCGCAAUUACAUCUGGGCCCUGUCUGAAGUGCUUGAGAGCGGUCAGUCCCCUGAAAGUCACGGCUUUGUGGAGAUGCUGUGCAAAGGCCUGUCUCAGCCCACCAGUAACCUCGUAGCUGGCUGCCUGCAGCUGGGACCCACGCCAGUGAUUCUGAACAAUCUCGAGGACAAGUGCGGAGGCCCAGGAGUGGGCAGCGUGGUGGCUGGACAUCCCCUCAGUUACCCGUCCCCUGGCCUUCCGAGCCCACCGUACGGCUCGCUGGAGGCAUCCCACCUCCUCCACAUGAAGGGAUUAAAGGGGCCUGUGUAUGACAACCCCUCCCCUAACGAGUGCAGCAGCGGCACCCCUCCAUACGACGGGCCCCUCACUCCCCCCCUCAGCAUCAACAGUAACUUUGCCCUGAAGCAGGAGCCUUCUCCACACGAACCAGAGAGAAACUACACAACCCACUCCGGACAUCAUGCCCACUACCUCUCCUCCCACCAUUAUCCCACUUCCACGACCGGCAGCCUAACAGGGGGGCCUCAGACCCACCCAAUAUUCCAGGCCUCUCGUUACGACCUGCCCCUGGAAGUGGCCUUUGACUCCUUCACUCACGCUCACCUCGUCAACUCUCAGAUGGGCGCCAUCUGA